UCUCUCUCUCUAUAUCUUCAAGCCCAUUCUUUCUUUUUAUUACUCUCGCUUUCUUACUUCACACACACACCCACACAAAGUAGCAAUUAAUUGAACUUAAACGAAGCCCGACUCCUCUUCAAUUUAGGCAUGUCGGGUAGGAAAGAAACGGUUCUGGACCUUGCGAAGUUCGUAGACAAAGGCGUUCAAGUUAAGCUUACUGGUGGCAGACAAGUGACAGGGACUCUAAAGGGUUAUGAUCAAUUACUUAAUCUCGUCCUAGAUGAAGCUGUAGAGUUUUUAAGAGAUCCUGAUGAUCCUCUCAAAACUACUGAUCAGACCAGACAUCUUGGCUUAAUUGUUUGUAGAGGAACUGCUGUCAUGCUUGUGUCCCCAACUGAUGGUACAGAUGAGAUUGCCAACCCCUUUAUACAGCCUGAUGGGGCCUAAGUGGGAAAUAUUUGUACCUUCUAAUCUGUAUGCUGAUCAAUCCCAUUAUCGCUCUGCUACUGCGCCCAUUAAUAUUAAUAUGGAGAUUCUGAUUAGCAUUUUGUCUAUUUUGUAAGCUUGGAUAUUUUGUCUAUCUUUGAUGCUUUGAAUUAUAGAAUAUCACAAAUUGCAUCCUCUUGUGAUGUGUCCUCAGCUGCUUUGGAUAAAUGAUUUAUCAUGGCUUACAUUUGAACUUAAGUUCAAAGCUAAUCCAAACUUAAUCCUAAUAGAAGUUCUUUGUGGCACCUUUUAUAACAUUUACUUUCCUUCUCAUC
This is a messenger RNA of Abrus precatorius (Indian licorice), 743 nucleotides long. Its product is annotated as sm-like protein LSM7. Gene Ontology annotation, molecular function: RNA binding. The coding region runs from base 130 to 429 and encodes 99 amino acids. Lineage: Eukaryota; Viridiplantae; Streptophyta; Magnoliopsida; Fabales; Fabaceae. Gene Ontology annotation, cellular component: Lsm1-7-Pat1 complex; U6 snRNP; catalytic step 2 spliceosome. The record is from RefSeq and is a predicted model, not a curated record. Gene Ontology annotation, biological process: mRNA splicing, via spliceosome; nuclear-transcribed mRNA catabolic process. The transcript is spliced from 5 exons.